AUGGCAUGCACCAACUCAUGCUUCCUGCUGAUCCUUUGCCUGAUGUUCAUGCCUCAGAGCCAAGGACAGGAAGCCCAGACGGAGUUGCCCUCUGCUUGGAUCAGCUACCCAGAAGGCACCAAUGCCCAUGGCACCUACUGCUACUUCUUUAAUGAAGAACGUCUGACCUGGGUUGAGCUCUUCUGCCAGAACAUGCAUUCGGGCCACCUGGUGUCUGUGCUCAGCCAGGCUGAGGGUGCUUUCAUGGCCUCCCUGAUCAAGGAGAGCAGCACCCAGGACCUCAAUGUCUGGGUUGGUCUCUAAGACCCCAAAAAGUUCAGUCCAAAGUUUCUUUCUUCUCCUGAGCUCAGCUUUCACUGGAUUAGUGGGUCUGUAUUCUCCUACAAAGCCUGGACCAUGGGAGCCCCCAGCAGUACCAACCCUGGCUACUGUGUGAGCCUGAUUUCAAACACAGGGUUCCUCAAAUGGAGGGAUAUAAGUUGUAAGUCACUGUUCUCCUUUGUCUGCAAGUUCAAAUACUAG
This is a messenger RNA of Choloepus didactylus (southern two-toed sloth), 522 nucleotides long. It is a transcript of the gene REG1A, whose product is annotated as regenerating family member 1 alpha. Lineage: Eukaryota; Metazoa; Chordata; Mammalia; Pilosa; Megalonychidae. The record is from RefSeq and is a predicted model, not a curated record. The transcript is spliced from 5 exons. Gene Ontology annotation, biological process: antimicrobial humoral immune response mediated by antimicrobial peptide; positive regulation of cell population proliferation; response to peptide hormone. Gene Ontology annotation, molecular function: oligosaccharide binding; signaling receptor activity; peptidoglycan binding.